Messenger RNA from Cryptomeria japonica (Japanese cedar), 4250 nucleotides. Its product is annotated as RNA polymerase II C-terminal domain phosphatase-like 1. Bases 1145 to 3868 code for a protein of 907 amino acids. The record is from RefSeq and is a predicted model, not a curated record. Gene Ontology annotation, molecular function: RNA polymerase II CTD heptapeptide repeat phosphatase activity. NCBI's taxonomy places the organism in Eukaryota, Viridiplantae, Streptophyta, Pinopsida, Cupressales, Cupressaceae. The transcript is spliced from 14 exons.
ACAUCCUAAACCUAGCCAUUCUUGGUAUAUUUUGUACCCUCGGCGGUUAAAAGCCGGGCAUCACGGUCACCCUUAUCACCCUUCGGGUUUCAAAUCGUGUAUAAAAUGGUAGAUAGAUACAUGUUUAGAUUCAUCUCGAAUAUAUAUUUUCUACGACUGCCAUCACAGAUAUUCUGAGCUUCCUAUAUAUAUAGAUUUAUAAGAUCAGAAGCAUUUCUAGGUUUUAUGAUUUGGUCAUUGGGUGGGACUCAUUGUUUCCUAGUGUUGUUCAUUUUACCUUUGACCUGUAUUUGUUGUUAGGGAGUGGAAGCUUGUAGAUCCAUCCCGUUAUUUAAGUUUUCCUUGAUGGGUUUCAAGGGUUGAAUUGCAUCUGGAAUUUAGGGUUACUGUUUUAAGGUUCUAGGGUUUGUUAGGGUCUGUUUAGAAAUCAAUCAGUCUUUAGGUCGGUUCUCAGAAGGAUUGACAGAACUUUGUUCCCCUUUUUGUUGUCGGAUAGAUGCAUUUUUCCUGCAUUAUUAUACCUUUUGAAUCAUUACAUGACAAACAAGAUAAAAUACUGUUUGAAGGGUAAUCCAAGAAGAAGUUAAAGCAUCUAAUUUGAAUAUUUUAAAUAAUCAGCACCAUCAAGGGUAAAGGGAAAUGGAAAUGGAAGCAAUGGAAUUCUAAUGAAACGCCUGAAUUUGUUCUUAUAAGGCUUGAAAAAAGGACCCAAAUCAAUGUUAUAUUGAAAGAGGAAUAUUAGAAAUAUGUUUUCUGUACCCCUCGUGCAGAGCAUUGAACCCAUUUGAUCAUUCAAUGGCAAUUUAGGAUGGUAAAUGGUAACAAGAAUAAGAUUGAAUAGGAAUUUUAAAUGUGAGGUCGUAUAAUGUAUAAUAUUUAUGCUGGGCAGUAAUCGAGAGAUGUGGGAUUCAGGAAUUGAGCAGUUUUUUGAAUUUUGGUUGACCAAUUGGAGAUGGUAGGCUGGCAGACUGGUUUUGUUAAACACAUCAAAUCAAUCUCAUUCUAAUGCCUUGUUAGUAAGGGAAGAAUCUGGCAUAUUACUGUUGAUUUUAGAUGUGGAAAACUGUAAGAGAAGGGAUUUGACAUUUAUUAUCUAUAUUUGUAAUAGACUAAGAAAUUGCCUUAAAAGAAAAUAUCAGUGAGAAUGGCUUGUGAGAAGCUCAGUUCUAAGCUUUAUCAUGGAGAUACCUAUGUGGGAGAAGUGUGCAUCUAUCCUCAAUAUGAAGAUGCCUAUUUGAUGAGUAUAAUUAGCAAGGAGAUUCGUAUCUCUGAAUUUUCCAGUCAAAGCAAAAGGUGUUCACCUUUAGUUGUGCUACAUUCAAUUGCUUCAAAUGGGGUCUGUUUCAAAAUGGAGCUAAAGGAACAACAGUCCCAACUUGAUCACUCAAAUCUAAUCUCUCUUCAUAAAUCAUGCCUAAUAGAAGCAAAGACUGCCAUGAUAACACUUGGAGAGAAUGAGCUUCAUUUAGUAGCUAUGUUAUCUGAGGAUAGGCAUGAUCAGGUGCCAUGCUUUUGGGGAUUUAAUGUAGUUUCAGGACUCUAUGGUUCUUGUCUUGGAAUGUUGAACCUUAGAUGCUUAGCAAUUGUAUUUGAUUUAGAUGAAACACUCAUUGUUGCAAAUACAAUGCGUUCUUUUGAAGAUCGCAUUGAGGCUCUUAGACGAAAGAUUUUGGGAGAGGUUGAUCCUCAACGUGUGGCUGGACUGUCAGCAGAGAUAAAGAGAUAUCAGCAAGACCAGAAAAUUUUAAAGCAGUUUUGUGAGAAUGAUGAAGUUUGUGACAAUGGAAAAUUAUUCAAAGCUCAGUCUGAGAUUGCGCCUGCUCCAUCAGACAAUCAUCUGCCUCUUAUACGCCCAAUUAUAAGAUUGCAUGAACGAAAUGUUAUUUUGACACGAAUCAAUCCCAAUAUUCGAGAUACCAGUGUCCUUGUCAGGGUGCGCCCGGCCUGGGAAGAAUUAAGAAAUUACCUAAUUGCUAAUGGGCGCAAGCGUUUUGAGGUUUUUGUUUGCACAAUGUCAGAAAAAGAUUAUGCUUUGGAGAUGUGGAGGCUUCUUGAUCCUGAGACAAGCUUAAUUAGUCCUAGGGAGCUCCAUGAUCGUGUUGUUUGUGUCAAGCCAGGUUUAAGAAAGUCUUUAGUAAAUGUCUUUCAUAAAGGAAUUUGCCAUCCCAAGAUUACAAUGGUAAUUGAUGAUCGAUUGAAGGUCUGGGAGGAUACAGAUCAAUCACAUGUGCAUGUUGUUCCGGCUUUUGCACCCUACUAUGCUCCAUUAGCAGAGCAGACAAAUGUUCCGCUUCCAAUAUUAUGUGUUGCAAGAAAUGUAGCUUGCAAUGUCAGAGGUGGUUUUUUUAAAGAUUUUGAUGAGGGUCAUAUACAAAAGAUGGAUGAAGUAGUCUAUGAAACUGACGUGACAAAAUUGUCAGCUACACCUGAUGUUAGCAACUACUUGCUAACAGAGGCAAAAGCAGCUGCAAAUGGCAAUGCCAAUUUAGCUGUUCUUAAUGGCACGGCAAAUUCUGAGAUUGAAAAGAAAUUGGAUCUGCAAGAUCAGAAUUUACUUUUAAACACAUGCCCCGCCCGUGUUCUUGUGGACAAUCAAGACCCAAAGUCAUUUAUGCAAACUUUGCAGCAAGCAAAACCGAUUGUCCUGCCUCCUUACAGUGCUCAUACUCAACCAUGUGUGAAGGUUCCUCAAUAUUCUCAUGGAGCUUCACUUGUAGUGUCUUCUAAUUCUUUACCAGCUGAUACCAUUUUAGAACCAAGUGAUAAUGGUUCACCUGGUAGAGAAGAGGGUGAAAUCCCUGAAUCUGAAUGUGAUCCAAACAUGAGGCGCCGGCUGCUGAUUUUACAGCAUGGCCAAGAUCCUGGGCAACGUGACUUCAACUCCUAUGAACCUCCUUUAUUGAGGUCUAUGACACAAAGUAGUCUACCACCUAAUCAGAUUCUUGCUGGAUUUGUGGGAGCAGGAAAGAUGUGUCAACAGAUUCUGAAAACAUCACAUGAAAACACCUACGAUUCUGAAUCUCAAUCAUUUGAUAUUUGUCAUUUGAGAAACAAUUCUUUUUGUUCUGGCCCUGAAACUUCUUUGCCCUCAAACAGGAAUAUCCGCGAAUUCAAGAGAUCACUACCUAAAAAGGUUUUUGGUGGGGACGAUGAACUCAAGCGUGGGUACAUGCAACGUGACUAUUCUUCUCUCUCAGGAAACCAUACAUCAAAGCCCAGUUCAGUAAACUCUGGAGGUUUUUGUAAUGGGAAAAAUGGAUCAGGCGAAAAACAAUCAAGAGAUUUGCAAAAUGCAGUCUCUUGUAAGCCCAUGGAAGCUGAUAUACCUAUUGCAAGCACAUCUGAGCAGUCAAAACGUGUAGAUCCUGAUUGUAUGACUUGGUCCACAGAGAAGAUUAGUCAUGAAAAGGAUGGAGAUCAACCUUCUUUGGAAACCCAAGAUUCUACGGGUUUUGUGAGACUACCUUGUGCAGGUGACCCACAAUCUGCAGGUAUAUCUGCACAAGCAACAUGUUUUGAGCAAAGAUCGGAUGAUAAUGGGAAUGUGACUCAUGAUCCUGUCAAUGCUCUUAAAGAAUUGUGCACAAAGGAGGGACUUAGUUUUCAUUUUCGAAACCAGCCUCUAAAUGGAGCUUUAAAUGUGAUGGAUUCCCAUGCACAAGUUGAAGUAGCAGGGCAAAUCUUGGGAAAAAGUAAUUCUCCAGUUUUGGAAGCAGCUAAGCUGCAGGCUGCUGAAGAGGCUCUUAAGAAUCUUAAGGCAAGCAUAAUCAAUCAACAGUCUCAAAAGCGCUUGAAUUCUAACAGGAUGUCGCCAGAUCAGCCAAACAAAAGGAUUAAGCAAGAGGAAUUUCUAGAAGUGGGACCUUGAGUUAUGGUCUUCUCAACUACAAGAAGAGAGCUGUAGGAUCAUAUGACUGACAAGAACUAUUGUAGAAAUAUUACAUCGCAGAAAUUCAUGAAUGUGUACACUAGUGAUUCAAAGAGGGCCAAAUUAUGUUUUGUUCUCCCAGGUUGUUCGGAAACAAAUUGUCCUAAACAGGACUGCAUAUUUGUGAAAUUGGUGAAGCUUUGGAGUAAGGCACCUUGAUGCGCCAUGGACAUUGGUGAAAGUCCAUUGUUUUAUUUUAAGCUGAACCAAAUGCAGAUUUUUGUGCCAAUCUACAAAACUUGGUCAGCUUGAAAGAUGUAAUCAUCAAUUUUCUUAUGUAUUUUAUAUUUUCAACCUGAAUAGAUCUUUUUCUGUUGCUGAA